Messenger RNA from Ylistrum balloti, 2667 nucleotides. RefSeq lists its product as uncharacterized. The transcript has 8 exons. NCBI's taxonomy places the organism in Eukaryota, Metazoa, Mollusca, Bivalvia, Pectinida, Pectinidae. Bases 65 to 604 code for a protein of 179 amino acids. The record is from RefSeq and is a predicted model, not a curated record. Gene Ontology annotation, cellular component: cytoplasm; membrane.
GUAGCUUUAAGACUUGUUGAUGUUGUGAAAAAGCUGGGAACAUUGCCAUUGGCAGCGUGAAAAAAUGGCUUUAAGAUUUUACCUUCGGGUUUUGGAAAAAUUUCCAAUGGCAACUAUGUCAGUAACAACAGGUACGCUGAUGGCUGCUGGCGAUAGCAUUGCGCAAAUAGCUGUGGAGAAAAAACAAGAGCCGUACGACUUCCUAAGAACAGGGCGCUUCCUUGGAUUUGGUCUUUUUAUAGGAGGCCCAAUGUUCAGAAUGUGGUAUCUGGGACUGGACAAAGCCUUUAAGGGUACAAAGUUAGGACCUCUUAAGAUGUUGGCUUGUGAUCAGCUUUUGUGGGCACCUUCAUUUUUAUCAUUUUUUCUCGGAACAAUGGGAGCUUUGCGAGGAGACUCCGCUCAGCAAAUCAAAGAGAAGAUUUCAAAUGAUAUAUGGCCAGUUCUAGUAACUAACUGGAAGAUAUGGCCAGCUGUACAACUAGUGAAUUUUUACCUUGUGCCUCUACAACACAGAGUGUUGGUGGUGAACUUUGUUGCUCUUGGAUGGAAUACGUAUAUGGCUUGGGUUUCUGAAGCAGAAAACCAGGAAAAAACUGAUUAACAAAGAAAAUAUGUUAGAGCAUAAAAGUUUCUUGCCAGAAUGAUGAACAGUAGCAGUACAUCUAGAGGAAGCCAAUCAAAUUAGUAAAGACAUCUCAUAAUUCUACCCCUUCAAGAUUUGCAUUGAUGAAAUUCUGAGGAAUGAAGACCCCCAAGAAUUUAAAACAAUAUUGUAUACUGGAAGAAAACAGCUUCAUAUCAGUAUCUAUUUUAAAACAAAAGUGACACAUUUCAUAUCCACCACUGUAAGACAUGAUGUUUAUUGUUAGGUUUGAUUUUUAUAGCUUUACAAAAUAAAUUGUUUCAUGUACAUUCAAUUUUGAAGAUAACUAUUGCCAAAUAAAGGCACUUAUGUUUAACAGAUUGUUAAUAUAUGAAUUUGUUGAUUUAGAGUGUUUUUUGGGGAUUUCAUUUUUCAGUUUUACAAACAAUUAAUUUCAUGAACAUUUUAUUUCGAAGAUAAACAUUGUCAAAUAAAGAUUGUAUUUAACAGAUUGCUGAUAUAUCAAUUUUUUAAUUCUGAGUACCCUUGAAAUCAUCAGAUAUAAAUCCUCCACAAAAAUUGAUGACAUCACAGUAAUAUAAAUCAUUGUCCUGAAUGGAAUUGCAUGGGACUGUUUUGUAUAUCAACAACUUGUCUAUGAGCUGCAAUGUAAGAUAAGUCAGUGGUACAAAUAAUCUUACAGCUAUUUCCUACCAAUCGUAAGACAUGGGUUUAAAUAAAUCACUUCAAUUUCCUGAAUAUUCUUAUUUGUAAACUUACCUCUUCAGACAUGUUCGAGAAUUCAUGAUUUCACAAACUAUGGUCUAGAAAUAACUUGAUAUGUGCAAAUGAUGGGCAUUUGGAUAUAUGGACUCUGAUAUGGGUAAGCAAAGCAGCAUGAAUGUCAUACUGAAUUUUUUCUGUACAACGAAUUGCAAGGGGCUUGAAUUCACAAUUGACUCUCAUGGUAUAUUAAUGCGUAGAUAAUCCCAGGCAAGAUAUAAGUUAUUUACAGUAAAUAAGACUCGUCUUGAUUACAUCACAUGAUUGUCUCAAAAGUGAAAAUGUACAGAGAAAAUCAAGUGAGAGUUUUCCUUUAUAUUUAGCUCACCGUCAUCAGAUGGUGGGCUAUUAAAAAACACCCUUUGUCCAUGGUCCAUCUGUCUGUCGUCUGUCUGUUAACAAUUUUUGUUUUGGCUAUUUCUUGAGAAGUACUGGAUGGAUUUUUUUCGAAUUUCUGACGUACAUUCCCAUUGGUUCUAAGUUGUGCCUGUGUGAUUUUGGGAAUGCCAUGUUAGAUUUUUUCUAUGAUGUUUGUUAUCGGUAUUUCUUUAGAAUCUCUCAAAUUUCAUAUUAAUGUACCCUUUGGUGCCUAGUUGUGCUCAUAAUAUUAUGAUCAGAAAAACAAAAUGGCCAACAAUAGGCCAUCUUGAUUUUGACUUUGAAAGUUUGUUAUCUUUCUUUUUUCAGUCAAACUGUGUAAAUCUUUCUUUACUUUCAUGUGUAGGUUCCUCUUGGUCCCUAGUUCUGCCUGUUUGAUUUUGGGACUGAUCAGAGAAAUAAAUUGGCUUCCAGGAAGUCAUCUCUGAUUUGGUAGACAGAGAUUAUUAUUGCUAUUUCUGCAAAGGAAUAUUCAAAAUUCUUAUCAUUUAGAACAAAAAUAGAGAAGAGAGAAAAAUGGAAAAGAUCCAACUUUCAAAGAGCAAAUAAACCAAUGUUGGCACCAAAAUCCCUCUGGGAUCUCUUGUUUCAGAAAUAUAGUUUAUUUGAUAAAUAGAAUAUUCAAUUUUGCAUUUAUUAAAUGUAUUAAAAAAUUAAUAUGCCACAAGCCAUUAUUUAAAAUAAUUGAACUUGUUAAAUAGAUUUCAUAUUACAUUGACACUCAUGUAAGAUCCUCUGUAAUGUUUACAGACACCACGUUAGAUGUGAAUUAUAUACAAGCCAAACUUUCAUUAGAUGUUGAUAAAUCAUGCUGUACCUAAGGGGGAGGUAACUGUUGAUACUGAUGCUGAAUUUAUCAAUCUAUCUACAGAAUUCAUAGGCUUUCCACAAUGUACUCUUAUUUUUAGUUCUGUUUUUAA